Messenger RNA from Homalodisca vitripennis (glassy-winged sharpshooter), 3694 nucleotides. Its product is annotated as 5' exonuclease Apollo-like. Gene Ontology annotation, biological process: interstrand cross-link repair; double-strand break repair via nonhomologous end joining; protection from non-homologous end joining at telomere. The coding region runs from base 211 to 2673 and encodes 820 amino acids. The transcript has 9 exons. Gene Ontology annotation, molecular function: damaged DNA binding; 5'-3' DNA exonuclease activity. The record is from RefSeq and is a predicted model, not a curated record. Lineage: Eukaryota; Metazoa; Arthropoda; Insecta; Hemiptera; Cicadellidae.
UCCGUAAUGACUUCGCGCCAUCCUAUCAGUUAUGUUUGUUUACUGUUUAGUUUUAUUUUUUAUUUAAUCAAACAUAACCGUAUUCACCUGUCAGUAUUGUUUUUCAUAACAAAAUAAUCUAUAAGUGCAUUAUUUUCAUGUAGUUUCUCAAGUAUUUCUACGACUAUAAAAUACAUUUCCACAAGGAAUAGCACCAAUAUUGUAUACAAAAUGAAAGGUAUGAAUGGACAUAUCAUAGCUGGAACAUCAAUCUGUGUAGAUUAUUGGUUGUGGACCCCUGAUCAGAAGUAUCUUCACUUUCUAAGCCAUUUACACGCAGACCACACCGUCAACUUGAAGUCAACAUUUACUGGAUACAUUUACACCUCGCCAUUCAACGGUUGGCUUGUCAAAAGAUGGUUCAAGAUCAAGCCAGAACUGGUGGUCAGUUUGUCGGUGGGAGCUUCACACGUUUUGUACGAAGAGAGCUCACAGUCACACUUCAGCGUUACGCUGCUCGACGCGAACCACUGCCCUGGCUCCGUCAUGUUUCUGUUCCAAGGAAAAUUUGGCAACAUUUUUUACACUGGUGACUUCCGGUACAAUCCCGAUGUCCUUGAACAUCCAAUAUUGAAAUCAGUUAUCGACAACGAAUGUGUCAAUAGACUCUACUUAGACAAUACAUUUGCUGCAGAACAUUGUAAAUUUCCACCACGAGAGAAAGUCCUCCAGGAUAUCAUCAGUCUGAUCAGGAGGUAUCCAGAACACCAUGUCGUGAUUGGAGUUAGAAAGUUGGGCAAGGAAGAAGUGCUGCGUGCAAUAGCUUUGGCCUUGAAGGAGAAGGUUCUUGUUUCCAAGGAGAGAUUGAAAAUUCUGUGUUACCUCCAGUAUGAAGAUGUAUUCACCACAAAUCCAGAAGAGUCCAGAAUUCAUGUGAAGGAAAUGCACCAGAUCAACAGCUUAUAUUUACGCAGGCUGCAAGAAGAGAAGGGUCCUGUGUUGACAGUUUUGUUGACAGCACUGUACAGCGUGGUGCCACCUGGCUUCAAGUGUACGCUUAAGUUGAAGGAUGCAGUAAGCGGUGUUCACCACCUACCCUACAGUGACCACAGCUGCCACACCGAACUCGUUGAGUUUGUCUCCAAAAUAAAGCCACACACAAUCUACCCGAUAGUUAAAAUGGAGGUUACAGAUUGUGCAAAACGUGAGGACCAGGACUUGAGCGAUAAUUCCGAUGUACUCCUUCAGAAAUGUACUUGGAACAAUUCUGUCAUUCCUCGAAGUAUACUGGAUCUGUCCAAAGAACCGAUGGAUACAAAUGAAUUUUCAAGUGAGAUUCCAGACUUGGCAGUUGAAAACUUGCCUUUCAACAGUAUCCAGAAUCAACGUAUUGUAGAUGACUCUUGGUCAGAUAGCCAGUCACCGGUAUUGGUGCCUCGACAAGCAGAAGGUUUUGUUUUGCAAAGAAAAUGUAAUCAGUUGACGUCUGACAGUUCAAGUUCCGCGGGAAGAGGACUGAACGAGUCAGGUGAUCCUUCAACCUGCCAAACGUCAAAACAUCUUGAAGAUGAGUACGCUCCAAUUUCUGAUGAAGAAUUAACUCAAAUGGAUCCUGUUCCUUGUACAGCAUUUGGACAAUCAGAUAAUGAUCUAAGGAAAAAUAGUGACACUGACAUGGUUGACUCUGAUAGCAUUAUUAAUCAAAAGAAAUUGGAAAUGCCACCUUUGCCAAUGUGCCGCGAUAAAUCUUCUUCUGUUCGGUCUAAAACCCAACUUGAUUUACAAAACCCCAAUGACUCAGAGAAAAGUCAAUAUUUCUCAUGUCCUACUUCCAUUCCACCAGAGAUGAAGGAUAACAAAUCAAUACUGAGUCAAACUUGUAUUCAGACGCCAAACUCUGAAAGUAUACAGAGAGAUCUUGAUGGUGACGUAAUAAACAGAAUCAAUUUAGAUCAAAAUGGAUUCCGUAAAGACAUUCAAGUUGAAACUUCUCUGUCUCAACUUGUGAGCUAUCAAAACUUCAAGUCCUCAUUAAACCCCAAACUCAACUGUGGCCAAGUUUCAAGCACCCCUUACGAACCUCAAAACAGUGUAACUGUUCAGUCGCCUGUUUUGACUUCUAAGUUUUUGAAAAAUAACGUAACUUUAGAGAAAAAUUUAAAUCAUCAGAGUAAAACCAAAGUCGUUGCGACAAACUCUGAAAAUCAUUCAUCAUUAGUGAUGAAUCUUAGUGGAAGCGAUUCUGAAUCUGAAUCAAAUCGUGCACACGAUAAAUCUUAUAAAAAUCCUGUAAAGGAAAAUAGAUUUCAUUUUAAAAAUCUUAGAAAAAACAUAGACAUAAGUAAAAAAUUCGGUGCUCUGUUAGGGAACAUAUGUAAGUGUGAUUCUGAUUCCGACUGCUUCUGUAAGGCUGUAGCCAAUCAAAGGAUACCGUCUCCUUCAUCUGAGGACUCUUCAGUUAGCCUGGAAGACAAUCCCUCAACACAUUGUGCACAAUUAUACACUAAACGCCGUGUUGUUAACAAAGCUAUCCAUUUCAUUAAAGUCCCGGGUGAUAAUUUUUAUUCUGAUAUAAAUAAAAAUAAUAUAUACAGCCGAUGGAAACGGUCUGCACUUAAAUCUCAAACUAGGGAUAAAAAUAUUUGGAGGGAAUAUAAUUGGCAAAAGAUUUUUGCUGAUAAAAAAUUUAGUUGAUUUUCUGUUACAUACAUGAUAAAAUAUAAUUGUUACAGAUGUAAUUAAGAGAUUUUAAAUCCUAUAAAAGACUGAUGUUUGGAUUACAGUUAACUGCUUAUUACUAAUUACAUAGUCUAACAAGCUGAUGUGCUUUUUCUCAACCUUUGACCUAUAAUCCCAUCCCUGUUAAACUAGAAGAUGGAUUUUAACAAAAUCAAUAAGCUUGAUUACGAGGAUCGUUUGGAGAGUAAGUUGCCUAGGUACCGAUCACCGAAUGGUAGGAGGUAGCAGUGUCAGUGAAGGUUGCUACCAUACCAAGCACUCUAUACUAAUUUUCAAAAUGGCUGUCACAAUCAACUCUCCUGCAGGCUUUGAAGUUCGUAGUAGUAUCAUUAGAUUCCUUUUGUGGAAAAAAAUGACAACCGUUUGAAGUCUAUCUGAAUCAUGUUCUUUUUAUGGAGAUGAUAUUAAAAGCAAUUAGAAAUAAUAUCAAUAGUUUUGUGAAGCAGGAACUAGUCUUCACGAUGGAAAAACUAAACCACCGGUGAUUACUGACCUUCACAAACAAAUCAAUCAUAAGAUUAAGGAAACUCAAAAGGUUCAUGAUCCCCACAUCUUUCUCAGCAUGUUUUGCAGGUAUCAAGAAUUAUAGUGUAUGAAAGUGACUGAGAAACUAGGAUAUCGUAAAUUUUGUGCCCGAUGGUACCCAAACUCUGGAUUGAUGAAGUGAAAACAUGAGAAUUUGGAAAUCUUAAAGUUUCUUAUUGGUACCACGAAGAAGGUGAAUUUUAGUCACGGGCAAUGAAGCAUAGGUUGUUUAUGUCAAUGUCGAACGAAAAACACAAUAAAGGGUCACUGCUAAAAUCACCGUCAGCAACAUUUCAUCACAUGCAGAGGGGGCAGAAUUUCAUUUAAUAUGUAUAAAAAAACACGUGUACUUAGAUACAAUAAGAGCUUACAUGUAAAUGCUAACUAUGUUGAAAAGUAAUUUAAGAGUUCUUCACUCAAAUGUGUAUAAUAAAGAAAGUUGUAAAAUUUA